AUGUCUAACCCUCCCUACGCGCUCUUCGUCCUCGACAAGAGCAUCACCAACAAGGUCAGCAACAACGAACCUCUCGAACACGUCGCGACAGAUUCCUACGACGACCUACCCGCAUACCCCAAAGUCCACAAGCCCCCUCCGCCCGGUAGCACAGAGGCGCCUGUACCAUCCUCCUUCGUCUCUCCCUGGCUCGGCAAGACGCCCGAAGAUUACGCAAAGUGGUUGCAGGCGAUGCCACGCACCAAAGACACUAAUAAGAAGAAGUUCAGGGUUGACACGCCUGUAAAUAACCAGUACUUUGUUUUCCUCAACAAGUUCUCGAAGGAAGAAGAUCUAGUCUUCGUCGCGCGCAUUGUCGAGAAAGAUAGGGAAGAGAUAAGAGUUAAGUAUUUUCCGCAGUCGACGGACAAAGUACAGAAUCAGAUGUAG
Molecule: messenger RNA, 429 nt
Organism: Alternaria ventricosa
Lineage: Eukaryota; Fungi; Ascomycota; Dothideomycetes; Pleosporales; Pleosporaceae
Exons: 2
Coding region: 1-429 (142 amino acids)
Source: RefSeq, a predicted model, not a curated record